AUGAUGGUGAAGCCAAAAGACGGCGCGACAGGAAGCUCUUCUCUAGAAAGUAACUUGGAAAGUUUGUGCUCAUUGUUAGAAUCAGAUCUCGAUAAGUACCGGACAAAAAUUAUUGAGAUAGUUACCCUGUGCGUUUGUCAACUGCCUGAUAAGAUCACUGUAUAUUCGACUCUCGUUGGAUUACUCAAUGCGAAAAACUUCAACUUUGGUGGAGAGAUCGUGGAAAAACUGGUUUCUGACUUGCAAGAAAAGCUGGAAGCAGAAGAUUUCCAGCAAGCAAUGUUCAUUAUUACAUUUCUGUGCGACCUUGGAAAUAGUCGAGUGCUCACUCUAAGUUCAAUAGUGGAGUUCCUCGAAGCUCUACUGCAAUGUGUUUUUGAAGAGAAUGUGCCUCAGGCUCGCACAGAUUGGUUUGUUUAUGUUGUGCUGCGUGUUUUGCCAUGGAUUGGUCUUGAGUUGAGCGAAAAGAAAAAGGACGAACUGGAAAAUAUUCUUGAAGGAGCCAGCAAGUAUGUAGAAGGACGCAGAAAAGUUCAUCUCAAGAUGCUGCAAGUGUGGAGCUCGAGUUCGCCCCAUGAACAGGAAGACUACUUAGAUUGUUUACUUGCUCAAAUAAAAUCUUUACAAAGUGCAGGCUGGAAGGAAAAGCAAAUCGCCAGGCACUAUGUAGCAUUUGAUGCUGCUCUUCAAGAUGCACUGCAACACAAUUUGCCUAGUUUUUCUCCACCAAUCCACAGGGAAGAUUCAAACUACCCAUUACCCAUGGUUGUGUUCAGACUUUUCGAUUACGCGGAUUGUCCUGAAGACGGUACCGUACUUCCUGGAGCUCACUCUAUAGAGCGAUUUUUGAUUGAAGAAGAACUUAACUGGAUCAUUGAGUUCAAUGCCAGCGAUAGGAAAAUAUGUGCCCAGGAAUUGACAAACUACGCUCGCGGUGCUAAUGUCCCCAUUGCUUAUAUGAUUUUGGAAGUACUGUUCUCACAACUCUUUCGCCUUCCUCUUCCACCUCAACCAACUGGUUUUUACGGUAAAACUUUCUUUUAUAUUGGAUUUUCCUUGUUCAGAAGUCCUGUUCUUUUGGAUCUAUGCAGAGUUCAGUCGUCGACUAUGCCUCAAGUCCUGGCACAAGCUGCCGAACUCUUAUAUCAACGUGCUGCUACAAUGCAACCGUUGUGCCUUGAUCGACUUGUUGACUGGUUCAGUUUCCAUUUGUCUAAUUUCGGUUUCCGCUGGUCAUGGAAUGAUUGGAAGGACUGCGUAACGGCGGAUAGAUGGGAUGCAAAGAAAAUAUUUGCGCGUGAAGUGAUAGAAAGAUGUCGACGACUAUCUUAUUACGGGCAAUUGAAGGAGUUUCUUCCAACCUCAUUUGCUGCCAUGAUACCUCCUCCUCCAGAUGUUGUAUGCAAAUUCGACGAUGAGAAUCAACCUGGGUAUGAAGCUGCCUCUAAAUUCCUUGCUCUCAUACAAAGUCGAUCUGAUGACAAUGCUAUUAUGGCCGAAAUUCGCGACGAAGAAAAUCGUUACGAUCCCGAUCUGUUUGGAAUAUUUUUUGCUGUACUGCUGAAAACCUCUGCCAAGUCGUUCAGUCACACGUUUGUGGCCCUCUCCAGAUAUAGCACGACAUUGAAGACUAUUGCUGAUACUUCUGAUGAAAUGCAAGAAGUCCUUCUUUGCUGCCUUUUUCAGUGUUGGCGGAACAAUCAUUUGCGUAUAAUCAUUUUGGUCGACAAAAUGCUCAAGAUGCAAAUAUUGGAUUGCGGUGUUGUUAUUUCAUGGAUUUUCAGCGAGAGCCUUAAAAGUGAAACUGAUAGACAGUGGGUUUGGGAAGUGCUUAACACCGCGUUAGAACGUCUUUCUCGUCACAUCCAUAAAGUUGCUCAUGACGUGGAUAUUCUUCAAAAAAGAGUGGAAAGGCAACGCAUAGAAGCAGGCGAAGAGAUGGAAGACUCUGACGUAAAGACGCGUGAACAAGAGGAACUGGAACAGCAGCAGGAAAAGCUUGAGAAUCUGAAAGAUUUUCAGAAGUCGCUAUUCCUGGACGUGUUGCAUGUGAGUAGAAUGAAAUUCACGGUUUUGUUGACUGAAUUCAUAGUACACUGCGAAACAGAAGGAACAGAUUUCCGAACUCCUUACUAUGCAUGGAUUAAUGGUCGAUUCAAGCAAAUAUUCCUCAUGCACGGCGCCGAUCUCCACGAGUUCACUGAUGAUCUCCGGCGGGAACUGUUCUCCAGCACCGAUAUCGAUCCCAAUGUUUUGGAGACAUUCCAUCAGUUUGUAGCUCUCCGUGAGUGA
Messenger RNA from Haemonchus placei, 2292 nucleotides. The record is from the annotation of a GenBank genome assembly. NCBI's taxonomy places the organism in Eukaryota, Metazoa, Nematoda, Chromadorea, Rhabditida, Trichostrongylidae.